AUGCCGUCGUUGAUCGCAUUUGGUCGUCGUUGGAAUAUUGCAAGUGACGAUUUUGUAUUUCCGGCAAUUAGUGAGGCAUUUUUUCGAUUUAUAUGGUAUUUGUUUUUUUUGGUAUUAGUAACAUGUAUAGUUGUUGCAUUAAAUAAUCCGUUAAAAUGUCGAUCACUGGAUUUUAUUAUCAGUAUGCUUGUAUUGAUAUCGUUGAAUUUAUUAACAAUAUUACUUUGUAUAACAAUAGCUCGAAUUAGUUCUCGAGGUGCUAUUCUUCAACCUUUUUCACGUCGUCAUAUUUCAACCUUACUUCAUAUUCGACUUCCAGUUUAUAUUAUUGAACUUUUAUGUACAAUUUAUUCAACAAUUAUUGCAUUUGUUUUUUUUUUAGUUUCUGGUGAAUUUUGUCACCUUACGCUUCUUUUUCGUUUAACGGUAAUUUUGCAAUGGAUUCUUUUGUUUGCUGUUUUAUUUGGAGUGGCGGUUUUCUCAUGCUUGGAUCGUCGAGGUGAACAAACUAUACGUUCUGCACUGAAUGAUAUUUCUACAAUGAUAGCGUCGUUUUUUGACGAUGUGGAUUUAGUUCCAUCAGAUAUUCUUGCUGGUCUUAUACUUCUUGUUCAUUCUUCGGAGCUACCUACAACUGAUUUGAUCCCCGAAUGGAUGACAAUUGAAAAUGCAAAAAAAACAUUUAAUUUUGCACUCGCGAUUUAUGGUUGGCCCACUUAUAUGCUUGGGAACUGUAAUUGUACUGCGUGUCUUGAACUAUGCAGAAAAUCGCAAUGCCACAAGACCAAUAGCAGAAUGAAUAUUACGACUGUAGAAGGUGAUAAUUGUUGUUUGUGCAAUCUUACUGCUUGUUCCCUCAUGUUGGAUUAUUCGUCCUGUAGUAUUCGAUAUAUCUCUUUUCGAAAUCAUCUCUAUGAAGUUCCUUUUGCUGUAAUAGCUGAUUUUGAGUCGCAUAGUGUUGUUAUAACUAUUCGUGGUUCAGCUUCUAUAACGGAUCUUAUUACCGAUUUGUCACUUGAUGAUGAGCCAGAAAUUCGAGUGCAUACUGGAAUGUUGCGAAGUGCUCGUUAUAUAUUAUUUGCUUUACGAGAACAGAGAAUUUUUGAGGAAAUGGACGAAAUUAUGCCAGGCUAUAUUACUGUACUUUGUGGUCAUUCUCUUGGUGCUGGAGUUGCCACUAUCUUAGCACUUCUACUUAAGAAUGAAAGAGAGGUCAGAUGUUUCGCAUAUUCUCCUCCUGGAUGUAUUAUUGAUGAAAAUGGUCUGGCUGCUACGAAAAAUAAUGUAUUCAGUAUUGUGCUCGGUGAUGACAUAAUUCCUAGACUAUCUUUUCAGACUCUCAAUGAUCUCAAGCUUCGCAUCAUCGAUUCUCUAAUUGGCUGUGAAAAUGCCAAAUAUAAAAUUUUGAUUAAAGGAUGCUUCAGGCUAUUCAUGUAUUCUUCAUCGUCGUCAUGGCUUAAUGAUGGUGUUUAUUUUUAUUUUUUAUAUUUUUUUCUUAUAUUCUAUAAUGAUAAUGGUUCUAAAGAACCAGCUACGUGGAUUUCAAAUUUAACGAAAAAUUUAUAG
Messenger RNA from Dracunculus medinensis (Guinea worm), 1566 nucleotides. NCBI's taxonomy places the organism in Eukaryota, Metazoa, Nematoda, Chromadorea, Rhabditida, Dracunculidae. The record is from the annotation of a GenBank genome assembly.